This is a messenger RNA of Botrytis fragariae, 1233 nucleotides long. Its product is annotated as putative protein kinase domain-containing protein. Bases 1 to 1233 code for a protein of 410 amino acids. Gene Ontology annotation, molecular function: protein kinase activity; ATP binding. Gene Ontology annotation, biological process: spliceosomal complex assembly; protein phosphorylation; regulation of mRNA processing. The record is from RefSeq and is a predicted model, not a curated record. The transcript is spliced from 6 exons. NCBI's taxonomy places the organism in Eukaryota, Fungi, Ascomycota, Leotiomycetes, Helotiales, Sclerotiniaceae.
AUGGCAUCCCUUCUGAAAUGGGCAGAUACCGCUAUCCGAAGAGCACCAUCUCCACCCCUACGCUUCGCUAGCACCGAAUUUGAUUUAAUCAAUGAUGCCCAAACGUUUGAAGAAGAACAGUUUGGUUGCUUCAAGAAAGUCCUCGGAAAGCUUAGAUACGGUGUAUCAGCUACCGUUUGGCUGGGUCGUGAUCUUCAAGCGCAUAAGCAUGUUGCCCUUAAAGCUUAUAUUCGUGAUGGAGGCCCACUAGACAAGGGCAAUCAUUCGCAUCCUGGCUAUUCCCAUAUCAAAAUUGCAUUGGAAACUUUCACAAUACCUCGCCCUAAUGGCGACCAUAUUUGCCUUGUACAGAAGUCGAUGUGGGAAAGUUUCAAAGAUCUUAGAUAUCGGAUUUCAAAUGGCCUUUUCACGGACGUACACCUUAAAGGCGCUCUCAAACAAUUAUUCCUGGCACUAGACUAUCUGCACACAGAGUGUAAACUCGUUCAUACAGAUAUCAAAGCCGACAAUAUACUUUCCCAGAUAGAAGAUGAAUCUAUCCUUGAUGCUUUCACUGCGGCGGAAAUGGAACGUCCUUCCCCACGAACAUUGGUCAAUGGCGUGACAAUCUAUGCCUCAAGACAGCUGAAAGCUCCAAAAUUCUUCGGUGACUCUGUUCUGAGCGAUUUUGAUUCCGCGGUACAAGGUGAUCUAAAAAGAAAUCACAAUGCGGGACCCCAGAUCUACAGAGUCAUUAUGAUCCUCCACUUACGUUUUUGUUUAUCCAAAAGCCUAUAUCUCAAAACAUUUCGCAACGGCUCUCGUCGCAUGAAACUUUGGAGAGAUCAUGCUGAUUUCUUAAUAGGCGCCUGGAGUUAUCCUGUCAAUAUAUGGAAUGUAGGUGUUAUGAUAUGGGAUUUAUUUGAGGGCAAGCAUAUGUUCCAUGGCAAAGAUCCUGAUGGGAAAGGCUACUCCACUCGCGCGCAUCUAGCGGAAGUUAUUGGGAUGCUAGGCCCUCCUCCGCUAGAUCUACUUGAGAAAGGAGUACGCGCUUCUGAAUUUUUCGAUAAAGAAGGCAAAUGGAUAGCAGAGGUGCCUAUUCCGCAAGGCAUGAAUUUGGAGAAGUCCGAGAUGCGUCUUGAGGGCAAGAACAAAGAAGUCUUUUUGCAAAUGAUGCGUAGAAUACUUCAAUGGCAUCCUGAAGACAGAAAACGGCAAAACAGAUGCUUGAGGAACCCUGGAUUAACCAAAUGA